Messenger RNA from Dacryopinax primogenitus, 2185 nucleotides. RefSeq lists its product as uncharacterized. The transcript has 4 exons. Gene Ontology annotation, cellular component: peroxisomal membrane. Lineage: Eukaryota; Fungi; Basidiomycota; Dacrymycetes; Dacrymycetales; Dacrymycetaceae. Gene Ontology annotation, biological process: peroxisome organization. Bases 1 to 2079 code for a protein of 692 amino acids. The record is from RefSeq and is a predicted model, not a curated record.
AUGCCAUCUCCUCAAUCAUCAGCACGUGACACUCCCCCACCUACAGCAUCCUCUCUUCCAUCUUCAUCCUCCUCCUCCUCUUCCUUCCUGACCACCACCCCAACACCCGUCCUCCGUUUCCUCACCGCCUACGGUCCUCUCAUCCACGCCCUCUCAUGGGCGAGGGACGUUUACCUCUGGAAAGAAGGUCGGAAGAGCGAUGCCCUCAUCCUCCUUGUUGGAUGGUGGGGUCUGUGCUGUGGUCUAGGGGCGUUUAUUCGGUAUGCCCUCCCCCUGGUGUUGUUAUACUAUUUGCACCCCGUACCACUGGACGUCACCAUCCUCUCCCGUAUCCUGCUUCUCAACAUCCCCGCCCCUCCCCCGACCGUCCAAAGCAGGAAAUCCGCCUCCCCAGCAACACUCAGUAAGACUCUUUCUCUCCUCUCCCUGCUCCCGCAGCCUCCAGUACUCUCCCUCUCCACGCUCAGCUCCGGAAGUCAGAAGCUAGAAUGGGCAAAAGCACUCCGAGCAGUAGGGAUUAUCUACCCUUUCUGGCUGGUGUUCACCUACUUCGUCCCCAUCCCCAUCCUCUUUGCCCUCGCAGGCACCCUUCUCCUAACCUGGCAUGCACCCUUCUCUCUCGCCACCCGCCAGAUCCUCCUCUCCUCCGGCCUGGUCCAGUACGCAUUCGCGCGCGCCUGGGCGCUCCUAACGGGUAGCCACGUGCCCCUCGCCCCUCUCCCACCGAAGAAAGACAGUCCGAAGAUGUUCAAAGUCUCCUUUGGGGGGAAGGACAAAGCUGACGAGGAGGGAGAAAAGCUGGGGGAGAUGAGCGUCCCGCCUAUGAGGUUCAGGUUUGACGUCUGGGAGAAUCAGCGUUGGUGGAUGGGUUUGGACUGGACGACUGCGCUCCUCCCUUCCGACCCGGCGCCAUACACUACUGCCCUGCCCUUGCCCUGCCCCUCCGCACCAGCCCCGUCGCCCAGCACGCUCCCCCUUCCCUCGCCCUCUCAGACCGUCCUCCCGCACCCCUCCUCCCCCGACCUACAGGUAGUGCGCAAAGCACUCUGGACAUGGGAGGACCCGGACUGGCGCGUCUUAGUCCGGAAAGAGGGAGGUGGGGUGGAGAGCUUGCCCUUGCAGUUGCCGGAGCUGGAGGAGGGAAAAGGAGCCAAGGGGCGUGUGGAAGAAGUCAUCAAGCGCGCUAGGGGACGGACGGGGAGUGUCAUUGACCCUCCGGCGAGUGCUGGUGCAGGCGCUGCUACGGCUGGUGUGGGGGAAGCGCAGCAUGUGGAGGAUGAAGACGAGCCUGGGUCUAGGAGGGAGGACACGGACGAAGCGCUGGAGACGGACGAGAAUGGUUGGGUGUAUUGUGAUAAUAAGUGGCAGGGAAGGGGGAGUAAAGGCGGGAUGGGCAAGUAUACUAGAAGCAGACGAUGGACCCGAGUCGCCCUGUGUCACGAGACAGUCGAGAUCGUACGCGCCGCUCCCGGCGUCCGAGUCCCAUCUUUCACCACAAGCUGCAGCGCCCACACCCGUCCAAGCAGCAGUACGAUCAACAGCUCUAGCAGCGGCCCGAACGCCAAUGCAGACAAGCAGUGGCCGGCAUCGCCCAGUCUCCCUAUACCUUCCCCGGCGCAUGCUACUCCUGGCUUUCCCGCUGCGGCUAACUCUGGCUAUCCGACUUCGGCUACGACGCCGUACAACCUCUUCUCGGCAUUUACCCAGCCCUCCUCUCCGUCUAUCUCUCAACCCCAAGUCCAAGUCCAAGUCCAGCCGCUACCUCAGAGUCAGACGUCCCCCUCACCAACGGCAGACCCCUGGGCGCGGGGCGAGCUCGAGCCUCCGCCCGCUGUGCACCGGAGGAGGGAGAGCGAGGACCGGCCGACGAGAAGGAGCUUGGACGUCUUUCCCCCUAACUCUGGGGCUGGAGGGGGGGAGUGGAGGAGGAGAGAUAGUUUGGAUGCAUAUGCUCUAGGGGGCGGGAACGGGAAUGGUGGAGGGAGUGGGAAUGGAAAUGGAGGUAACGGGGGUGAGGGGCAUGAGGAGAGACAGGGACUGAGAGCGAGGCUGAAGGGGGUUGUUCAGAAGGGGACGUAGGGCUGUAAGGUGGUGGAAAGAAGGUGAGUAUGUACUAUAUAUAGCUUGCACUUGCGUUUGCGUUUGCGUUUGCGCUGUUGUUGUUCUUGGUCUUAGUAUUUAUUCU